Molecule: messenger RNA, 881 nt
Organism: Rhinichthys klamathensis goyatoka
Lineage: Eukaryota; Metazoa; Chordata; Actinopteri; Cypriniformes; Leuciscidae
Exons: 5
Coding region: 293-856 (187 amino acids)
Source: RefSeq, a predicted model, not a curated record
UCAGUAUUGUUGAAACUGCUCUCGUACAGUCCCUCAAAAGCGAAUCCGUGAAGUGCACAGGUCAGUUUCAGCACCAAGGACAGGUACACCUACUCACCCGCACAUAAGAGCACGGAGGGACCCAGUGACUGCGGCGGAGCUGCGGCUUCCUCAGCAGCAUCAGCAUCUCCAUCGACUCUCAUCUUUUAGGAGACUAGUGCCUUGACUUGCAAGACGAGAAAACGGCCCGAAUAUAUCGGCUUGGAGUUUUUCAGAGACGGAAAUUGAAUUUGGUCCCUGCAUAGAAGAGGCAAUGACGUCGUAUCCAUCACUAGCAGCUUGUUUUAUUUUAUCAUGUCUAUUAUGUAUGAUGGGUGUGGUCACUGCAACAGACCCAUAUCAGAAACCUGGCUUCUUGGAUUUUGACUCCUGGUUUUGGAACACCCCUCGAGGGCCACAGAUGUACUCCUGCCUUACCUACAUAGAGAGGAACCUCCGAGUUGACUGUGAAUUCCCAGAGACCCACAAGAUCCCGGGGCCAUUCUGCGAAUUCAAACAGGAUGGGCGACUCAUGGGAUCCACCUACCCAAACAACCCGGUCCACCUGAUCCCACAUAUUGAGACCCGACGCCGAGCCAAUGUCUCCCUGGUGCCACCUAACAUUUGUCGCCUCACAUGGAUGCCUAUGUCCGAUGACCGUGCGUACACCUACACCUGCAGGGUUUAUCAGGGCAACACCUGGAAGGAGAACAGCAUGGCAUUCCAUCAAAGAAAUCUUCUGGUGUGCUCUGCAUUAAGCACAUUUUUUCACACUGGACCAUGGAUUCUUGCAGUUGUCAUAUCACUUCCUGUUUCUCUUGGGUUUCUGUCAGCAUGACCAGCCCUACAUGAGCAACCUAAAC